Daphnia carinata is the source of this 6505-nucleotide messenger RNA. RefSeq lists its product as uncharacterized. Lineage: Eukaryota; Metazoa; Arthropoda; Branchiopoda; Diplostraca; Daphniidae. Gene Ontology annotation, molecular function: calmodulin binding. The record is from RefSeq and is a predicted model, not a curated record.
AAGACAAGUGCGACCUUUUUAAUUGGAAUUACAAUGGAACAAGCAAAUUUGCUCUGCCAUAGAAUGAAAAUUCCGGAAACAUUAGACCAUCUGAUGUACUGUUUAACGAAAGAAAUUCUUUGUAAACAGCCUGAUAACGUGUAUGAAUUUUCGACGAAAUUUUUUCACCAGCUUGUGGAAGAAAGGGAUGGACCUAACCGGACUCCAUUCGUAGAAUCACUCAGAAGCAAAUCUUGUAAACCAAGUUCAUUAAGCAUUGUUGAUGCAGGGACGGGCCUCAGAGAUCUGCCGAAUGAGGAUGGUGAAAUAAUUGACGAUUUCGAAAAAGAACUGGAACAGUUAAACGAUGAGACACUCAGAGCGGAGGACAUGUCCCCUCCGCCAACCUUGGACGACUCGGUGUCCGACAAUGACACUUCGGUUACGAAGAUUGCGGCCAUUGUAACCUCGAAGGCGCGAGAAUCACCACCAAACGCAACCUCUACGUCCAUAAGCCGGGCGAACAGUAAUGGUGCAAUAGAAAUCCGAAAUAGCCCGGAAAAUGCUGAAGAAGCCAUAGAAGCCGUCGAAGCCAUCAAUGCGUUUGCUGAUGAAACAUUUAAAGAAGACGCUCUUGAUGUAGAUGCAUUGCCGGAUUCCGUUACGGAAGUAUUAGAUGAAGGGCAACCUGAAGUGGCACAGUCCACCCCUGAAGAGCACGUAGAAGAACCAGAGAUCACGACCACUCCAACUGAAGAGACCAAUGAUGACCCACAUCUGUUAGCAGAUUCUAAUGGCAUCGAAGAAACUGAGCAUCUUGAACCACAGGAGAUGGUCAUCGAGGAAGAAGCUACGGAAAACGAAUUACAAGAAAAUAUCGAAGACGACAAACCGCAAGAAAUCGACGAAAAUGAAUUAGAAACAAAUGGAACUGAGAACGAUGUAUUAAAUGAAGAAUUAGAGGAAAACGAACCAACACCUGUCGACAUGGUGGACGCUAUAGAUUCGUCACUACUCCAAGCAGAAGAGGAAAUGACAGUAAACGAGGAACUUCCGAAUUCAUCCCCAUUGGACGAUACAGAGGAACAAGAGGUUAUAGCUGAUGGCGUGGAAAAUUCAGAGAUUGUGGCGAAUCACAUUGAAGAAUCAGAAAAUGCAGAAAUUGAACCUACAAAUUUGGUGGAAAACACUGACGCACCUGAGGCCACCGAUUUACCAACGGAUGCAGAUAUGGAAGAGACCAUCCAACUUGAACCAAGUGAGAUGGUUGCAGAGGACGAAACCAACGAAAAUGAAUUGCAAGAGAAUACCGAUGAAGACAAACCUCAGGAAAUUGAUGCAAAUGAAUCAGAGAUCGAUGAAAUUGAGAAAGAUCAAUCAAAUGAAAACGCAGAGGAAAACGAACAAAUACCUGCCGAUAUACUGGUUGAUCCGCCAAUGGCACAAGAAGAGGGAGAAACAGCAGAUGUCGAGGAAGUUUUGAAUUCGGUAACAUUGGAAGAUUGUUCCGAAGAAAGAGAAACGGAAGCUGAAAACGUGGAAAAUCAAGAGGUUCUCACAGAUCAGCUAGACGAAUCAGAUAAUGCAGCAGACACACCAGCAGAUUUGCUGGAACAUAGCAUUGACGAAGAGCAGCAUGAAAGCAGCCAUGUACCUGAAAUGAAUAUUCGCGUGCCUCGUUCAACGGAAUUUAUUGAUAUGGAACAAGAUUCCCCUGUUGAAAUGAAUGAAGAUGAUCAUCUAGAUAUAGAAGAAGUCGGAUCAAGUAGCGUUGUCAACAUCGAAGAUGAGUUAUCUGUUGCACAAGAGCAUGACGAGGAGGUUAAGCAGAUCGAAAAUUCAGAUCUUGAGGAACACAUUCAAGAUGAAAACGAGGCAAUUGAAGUUAGCGAAAACAUGGAGGGAAAUGACAAUCAUACUGAAGAAACUGAAACCGAAAAACUUGAUGAAUCGGAGGUUUUUGCAAUUUCGGAUCUCGUAGAUGAACAGCCUAGUCAACUUGAAAAUAUUGAAGAGAUUCUGCCUGAAGUUGAAAGUGAAGACGUGACAAACGAAACACCUGAUGAUAAUAAUCUUCAUCAGGAUGCGUCAUUCACAGAAGAGCAGCCAUUACUCAGCCCCGUAAUUGAAGAUAGCCCUUUUGAAGUAGAAAAUACAGAGGAAAACGUUUGUCAAGCUUCAGAAGACAACGUAUUGGCUGACGAAAACGCCGAUCAAAACAAUACGCUUGAGCAAGAUGAUGCAUUAAUCUUUGCGGAAAAUGUAAUGGACAGUGAAUCGGCGAUAAUAGAGGAACCCGAAGCUGAGCUAAAUGAAACAACAAGUCACGUAAGCUGUGAUGAUACACAAGAAAACGGCAAUUUGCAAAGUGAAUUGGACAAUGAAAAACCCAUUCCCGAUUUGAAGGAAAAUGGCAUUUCAGACGAAGAUUUUAAUGAACUUGUGGGCGAGGGUGACAAAGAAGUGUCAAACGAUGACGAGGAAGAGAUAUGGAAUAAGUUACAGAAAGACUUGGAGUUGGAAGAAGAAGAACAGCGAAACCUAGCAGCAAUAAAAAUUCAAUCAACAUUCCGGGGAUACAAGACCCGUAAAGAAUUUAAUGAAAUGUCAGAAAAUCAAAAUGAGACUGAAGACGAAAUAGAUAUUGUCAACGAUAUUGUCGAAAACGUUCCUGAAGAUCAGCCUUCAGUUCUUUCACAAGAGGAAGAACCUUUAGAAAAUAAUGAUGACGACAAAGAGUUAACAGGAGCUUUGGCUGGCGUAACAGAAAGUAUUGCUACAAUUGCUCUGAUUUUAACUGAUACUCCUCAACAAAACCCUCCGUUACUUUCUACAGGUGAAGAUCAUAAUGAUGAUGAACUAGAUGGCAACUUGGGAAGCGAGAAUGUCAUAGAUGCGCUUGACGAAUUUCUUUCUAAUCAGAGAGAAGUAAAUGAUGUUACGGAAGAACCAAUGUCAAAUGGAGAAGAAAUUCAUGACGUUCAGCUCAUUGAAUCCUACGUGAUUACAUCAUCAGUAACAGAUAAUUCUGCUAGUCCAGAAGCCACAACAAAUUUGGAAAACAGUCAAGAUAAUGAAUCGGUUUCGGUGAAGGAUAUUGAUGAUGGUGCCAAUGAAACAAGCAAUUCAGAAGCUGAAGCCGUAGCUUCUGAUCCUGGUGUGGUUUUCGAGCUUUAUGUGGAGUCGAACGAAACAACGAACGAUGGCCUGUUGGAAUCGUAUUGUCCACAGAGAGAAGAUCCGUCAAGAGAAAAACACGUAAAAUAUACAGAAAAUAGCCCAACUGAAAACACCGGAAUUGGCAGUGACGCAGCUGAAUCUCUGGGUGAAAUAACGCCAUGUAACACAAACGGAUCUAUUCAGCAAAAUCAGUUAGAUCCUUGUCUGCUUGAAAGGGAGAAUCUUGCAGCUAUUAAAAUUCAGGCAGGUUAUCGCGGACACCAAGAUCGUAAAAGAGUACAGAAUUUAAAGCAUCAAAUAGCUGAAAAUGUUUCCUCAACAGGAACUGACAUAGACACACAAGAAGAACUUAGAAAUGCUGCUGCCACUAAAAUUCAGGCUGGUUUCCGUGGACAUCAAGAUCGAAAACGAAUCCACAAAGCAAAAUGUCAUACUACUGAGACUAGUGGAACUCUUCAAACGCAUUUUAACGUUGUCGACGAAGAACGCCAGUUCAACCAUUCUGGUCAACAAGUGCAACCAGAUCCAUGUUCAAUGGAACUACAGAAUGCGGCCGCAACGAAAAUCCAGGCCGGCUUUCGGGGACAUCAAGAUCGAAAGCGGAUAAAAAAUUUAAAAGCCCCUACUAUUGACCAUAAUGUGAACGAUAAAGUCAAAAGCUGUGACGAAAGUCUCGUAUGCGAUGAUGAGGAAUGUUUCGAAGAAUUGGGAACAAGCCCAAGUACGAUGGAUUUACAAAAUGCUGCAGCAACUAAAAUACAAGCUGGAUUUCGCGGACACCAAGACCGUAAACGAGUUAAACAUCUGCAGCAUCGCAUUGCGGAAAAGGAUGUCAAAGAAAGUGAUACGCUACAGUGUAUGGAUACCAAUGAUGCCCCCGAACAAUCAAAUGGUGAGCAAAGCAACGGAAACCUGUGCUUGACAGAAAGAGAAAACGCUGCAGCCACAACAAUUCAAGCCGGUUUUCGUGGCCACCAAGCUCGGAAACAAGUAAAGGAUUUGCAGCGUCCUUCCACUAGUAAUGAUGGUAUUGAAAAUGGUGAGUCGAAGUGUACGGAUACUUUUCAUGAGGCUAACCAACCGAAUGUUAAACAAAGUCAACAAAAUCUAUGCUUGAAAGAACUGGAAAACGCUGCAGCGACUAAAAUUCAAGCUGGCUUUCGUGGAUACCGAGAUCGCAAAAACGUAAAACAUUUAAAAAAACCUGCCAAAACAAAGGAUUUGAUAAGCCAUAGGGAAACAAAUUUUGUAGAGGAAGAUUGCUUGUUAGAUGGCGACGAAUUCAUUCAAAACAGUGAAAGAAAUGCACUUGAAAAAGAAAACAUGAAAUCUGAAAUUGAAUUUGAACAAAAAAACAAUGCAGCCACAAAAAUACAAGCUGGUUUUCGAGGACAUCAAGAUAGAAAACGAGUGAAAAAUUUGAAGGAAUCGAUUAAUAAAAGUGAAAUCAUCCCCGGCGACAGCUUCAAUUAUGACGAGGAAGAAGCUUCACUUCUGGAUUAUGAUCAAUCAGCGGAAGAAAUUGAAUUUGAACAAAAAAACAAUGCAGCCACAAAAAUUCAAGCUGGUUUUCGAGGACAUCAAGAUAGAAAACGAGUGAAAAAUUUGAAGGAAUCGAUUAAUAAAAGUGAAAUCAUCCCCGGCGACAGCUUCAAUUAUGACGAGGAAGAAGCUUCACUUCUGGAUUAUGAUCAAUCGGCGGAAGAAAUUGAAUUUGAACAAAAAAACAGUGCAGCCACAAAAAUUCAAGCUGGUUUUCGAGGACAUCAAGAUCGAAAACGGGUUAAAAAAUUGCAGCAUCAUAUUGCUGAGCAUGAUAAGUCGGAAUGUAUGGAUGACAAUUUGGACCCUGACCAGUUAAACACCGAACGAAGUCAUCAAAAUGAAUAUUCAAAUGAACUCGAAAACGCUGCAGCAACUAAAAUCCAAGCCGGUUUUCGUGGAUACCAAGAUCGCAAAAUCGUAAAAAAUUUAAAACAAGAGGCAACAUCAAAUGAAACUAGCUUUACAAAAGAAAAUGGCUUGUUUGAUCGAGACGAUAUCAUUCAGCAUGGUGAACGAAACUCACUCGAUGAAGAAAACAUUGCAGCCACUAAAAUACAAGCUGGAUUUCGGGGACACCAAGACAGAAAACGGGUAAAACGUUUAAAAGAUUCCACUAAUAGAAACGAAACCAUUGACAGCGACAACGCCAGUUAUAUCGAAGAAACCUCGGUCUUGGAUCAAUCCGCAGAGGCAACUCAACUCUACCUAGAAAACGAUGCAGCUACAAAAAUUCAAGCCGGUUUUCGCGGACACCGAGAUCGGAAACGAGUAAAAAAUUUACAGUACCGCGCUAUUGAAAAUGAAGUCGUCGAUAGUGGUAGGGCGGAAGAUACGUCUGAUCCUGACCAGUCAAACAUUGAACAAAGUCAUAAAAAUCUAUGUGAUGCAAAUGAGCUGGAAAAUGCAGCAGCAACUAAAAUUCAAGCCGGUUUUCGCGGAUAUCAAGACCGAAAAAAUGUAAACAAUUUAAAAAAAGAGGCUGCAACGAAAGAUUUGAUCAACACAAAGGAACCAAACUUUAUAGAGGAUGAUGUUGAUGUUCAAGAUAGUGAAAGAAUUCUACUUGACCAGCAAAAUUCUGCAGCAACCAAAAUACAAGCUGGAUUUCGAGGACAGCAAGACAGAAAACGGGUGAAGUAUUUAAAAGACUCCGUAACUAGAAGCGAAAUUAUCGAUAGUGAAUGUUGUGACGAAGAAGCUCUGCUUUUGGAUUAUGAUCCAUCUGCAGAAGCAUUGCAAAUUGAACACCAAAACGCUGCAGCUACGAAAAUUCAAGCCGGUUUUCGUGGACAUCAAGAUCGAAAACGAGUUAAAAAUUUGAAAAUUUCUGCUGAUGUAAGUGAAACAUUUUAACAUAUUGCGAAGUUAAGUAUUGCGGUGGAUUAAUACGCGUCAUGCGGCAAAACAAGUAGGAGGUAAACUUAGAAUCAGCUGUGUAGGUUGCUUACCGUGCCAAUAUUUUAGUGGUUGAGGUCGCCAGUUCCGGCACAGUCAUUCCAUCGAUUAAUAGAUCAUGUCUGCUGACUAUCUAUAACGGCGCGGUUAAAGGUUCUUUGUUACUAUAUAAUAAAUUCAUUUUAAUGCAGAAUAAUAUGUUUCAAAUAUUCGUACUCAUACUAAUAUUCUAAUCUUGCGGUAAGACAUGUAGAAAUUAAAAUUUUUGACAGAAUUCCUAUGAAUCUCAAUCAACCUAACCGCGAAGAGAAAUUUUUCGAAUUGAUAUUAAACGCAGCUCUGUAUAAGAUUUGGGAGGCGACGGUGUUAAGGAAUAAACAUGAAUACACAUAUAACGGUACCUUGA